UACUGGAACGACAGACGGUUGCUUUUGCGUCGAUCUCAAUAAUUGCAUCAUUACGCGAAGAAAAAUCUUGUUAAGAAUAUUUGUCAUUGAGUUUUAAGUAAAAUGUGAUCAAAGAUUUGAAAGUUCAUUUUAUUUUGAAAGAACGAUUUAUUAAAAUGCGUGUGCUUCUCGAAGUUAAGUGACGUAAUGUGUUUUUGUUUUUUCAUCCUAAUAAUUCAGUUUUCAUUCUACUAAUUUUCAGUAAUGAGUUUUUAAUAUUGAUCAGUAUUUAAGUGAUUUUUCUCAAACUAAUAUAUAUUUUAUAUAUAAAAUUAAAAGUUUAAUAGAGACUUCAAAAUGCUUCAAAUAGAGGAUUUACCAUGUAUGACAUCAUUGUCACCCGGCAACGAUGUAAUGGAUUUGAAAUCAACGCAGCUUAUGAAUCAGGAUAUGGAUUUAAUCGAAGUGCUUUGGAAGCAAGACGUGGAUUUGGGAUUCACUUUGGUGGAACCGACGACUACGACGACGAAGAAGGUGUCUGCGAUCGAAAAGGGAACCGACGACGAGAUCGAAAAAUUGAAAGCUUUAGAGGCGAUCAAUGGAAGCAACGAAGAGAAGGAUACAAAGGAUACGUACGACGAAGCGCAAGAUAAUCCAUGGGCAGGCCUUCCUUACACCAUUGAUCUCGAGACCGGCGAAUAUAUUCUCAACUCUGGAAAUCAAGAGGAAAACGGAAACAACGCGAUCGAAGAGGAGGAGGAUCGGCUGCUUAGAGAAGCGUCGCUAGAUUUAGACAAUCACCCGUUGGCUGGAUUAACCGAUGAUUCUUUGGGAUUAACCGACACUUUAGAACUCGAGAAUGAUCUUCCUUCGGACUUACUCGGAGGUAGUCUCUUAGCAAGCGCAAACGUCGAAAGUCUUCUCAACAACGAUAGUUUGGAUCUUCCCGACGGAUUCAAUCUCGAGGAGGCACUCCAACUCGUUGGCCUCGAUGAGGCGCAAUCAGAGGAAACGAAACCGGAAGUGAAGAAGAAGGAAAAAGAUAGCAUCGAAGAAUCGAGGAGUGCAAAGGACGACGAGUCGCCGAUUAUAAGCAGCUCGAGCAGCGUCGAGGUCGCGAAGUCGUCGAGGUGCGAGGAUCCCGAGACCGGCGACAUGAUUCACACACCGCAAUUUCAUCAUCCCCAUCAUCCUCACCAUCGUUCCUUCCAGGGUCGCAUGCCAUUCAUGCGUGCAAUGAGCAUGGAACAACGGUGGCAAGAUCUAGCAUCUCUUUUAUCGCUACCUGGUGCACCAGAACAUUUUCCACAUACUCAUCCUGGAUACCCAGGGCACGGUAUAAGCCACAGUCAUUAUGAAGCACAACGUAACGUGUUGCUUCACAAUGCCACUCUGGCUCCACCGGUGGGUGAUCUUAAUUCGACGAGCCCUUACCACAAUGUAGGUGGAUCAUCAAAUUUGGGCUCGGCUGUAGCAACGUCGAUGAAUUUAACGAACAGUAGCGAACCGAUGGGUGCGGAGAGUGGAGCAGCUUAUAAAUCCGAGCCGGCAGAUAUGAUGUAUUAUCAUACACCAACUUCCGAUUCGAUAAAUCAAACUACCGAUGGUUUUCUUUCGUCUCUUCUUAACGAUGAGGAUUUACAUUUGAUGGAUAUGGCUAUGAAUGACGGCAUGUACACCAUGCGCAUGCUAGAUAAUGGUAAUAACGCUUCUGGACCAACGGGAGCAGCAGCCUUGUCAGGAGUUCAGACAGCUGGUGGUACAACCACUUCGGCAACAGGCGUUACGACACUUCCGGGUGUAACGGAUGAAAGAAUGGACGCAUCGAGCGAUAGUGCUGUCAGCAGUAUGGGCAGCGAACGGGUACCAUCCCUUUCGGAUGGCGAAUGGAUGGAAACUGGAUCUAAUUCCAGCCAUACACAAGCUGAUUCCCAUUAUACUAUGGAUUAUGCUAGCAAAUACCGCAUGUCGUACGAUUGCAGCUAUUCCGUUUCCGGAAGAAAUGCUGGUUCUCCAAGAUGUCAAACGGAGCGUACGAUGCCUCCGGUUGCUCAGAAAAAGCAUCAAAUGUUUGCAAAACGAUAUUUUCAAGAACAAGGAACUGGUUCGCCUCUCGGAGCUACAGCACAUCCGACAACUCCAAUGAAGUACGAAUAUGAUUCUCAUACAGUUGGCGCUGGAGCACCGGGAAAUGCUUAUUCUGGACCGAUCGAGGGUGCAACUGGACCUCAACCUGAAAUAAAAUAUAGUUGUAGUGUAGAUUUCAGUCGGCAUCAAUCAGGACGUUCAGCUAUAGAACAUGUUCAUCAUAAUCAUACGUAUCAUUUACCCGCAGAAAGUUCUGGAUCUCUUCAGCGUCCAGUUUCUCGUGAUAAAAAAGUGCGUAAAAACGAUGGUGAAGAGCAUCUAACUAGAGAUGAGAAAAGAGCAAGAGCAUUGAACGUUCCUAUUCCGGUGAACGAUAUUAUUAAUCUUCCAAUGGAUGAGUUUAACGAACGUCUUAGUAAAUAUGAUCUCAGUGAAGCUCAAUUAUCUUUGAUACGUGACAUUAGAAGACGGGGCAAGAAUAAAGUUGCCGCCCAAAAUUGUCGUAAGCGUAAACUAGAUCAAAUCAUUAGUCUCGCUGAUGAAGUGAAAGAAAUGAGGGAUCGUAAAAUGAGGCUCGUUCGUGAACGAGAAUUUAUGCUUAUAGAAAGACAACGCGUGAAAGAUAAAUUUAGUCAACUUUAUCGUCAUGUAUUUCAAUCCUUGCGCGAUCCUGAUGGUAAUCAAUAUCAUCCGUACGAAUAUAGUCUUCAACAAUCUGCCGAUGGGAAUGUAUUGUUAGUGCCAAGGAAUCAGACGAAUCCUCAUCAUCCCCGUUCUACGACAAUGGAACCAAAAACGAAACCUGAUCCUGAACAUAAGGAAUGAAUUUAUCGAAAAGUUAAAAA
Molecule: messenger RNA, 2912 nt
Organism: Apis florea (little honeybee)
Lineage: Eukaryota; Metazoa; Arthropoda; Insecta; Hymenoptera; Apidae
Gene: cnc
Product: NFE2 like bZIP transcription factor cap-n-collar
Biological process (GO): regulation of transcription by RNA polymerase II
Cellular component (GO): nucleus
Molecular function (GO): DNA-binding transcription factor activity, RNA polymerase II-specific; RNA polymerase II cis-regulatory region sequence-specific DNA binding
Source: RefSeq, a predicted model, not a curated record